Molecule: messenger RNA, 3318 nt
Organism: Nymphaea colorata (pocket water lily)
Lineage: Eukaryota; Viridiplantae; Streptophyta; Magnoliopsida; Nymphaeales; Nymphaeaceae
Product: probable LRR receptor-like serine/threonine-protein kinase At1g53430
Exons: 24
Coding region: 152-3220 (1022 amino acids)
Biological process (GO): protein phosphorylation
Molecular function (GO): ATP binding; protein binding; protein kinase activity
Source: RefSeq, a predicted model, not a curated record
CCCGAAUGGGAGACGGGCUCUCAUUUUCAGUCCUCUCCCCAUAGAAAAGAAGAAGAAACCAGGUACAUAAUACAUUCCAUUCCUCUGUUUCACACGUUUGAUGGAAUGUGAGCGGGAAAGGAAAAGGAAUCCGUGAAGGAAAAGGGCGAAAAUGGAGGGAAUCCGAGAAGCCUUGCUUUCUCCAGUACUCUUGUUGGCUUCCUUCCUCCUGCUCCUCGCCUUGCAAUGCUCUUCACAGAACGUUGGAUCCCUCCGUCCAAAGCUCCCCGAUGAUGAAGUUGCUGCUCUCCGAGUGAUUGGAAGCAAGCUAGGGAAAAAGGACUGGAACUUUAGCGUGGACCCGUGCUCAGGCAGUGGAGGUUGGAUCUCCCCCGCUUUGGACCCCUCAGUCAAUAAUGUCACCUGUGACUGCUCUGAUUCCAAUGGCACUAUCUGCCACAUUGUAAGCAUAAUACUUAAGGCUCAAAACCUAGCAGGAACGCUGCCUGAGGAGCUUAGCAAGCUCAAAUACCUACGAGGAAUUGAUCUGACGCGCAAUUAUAUCAAUGGCACCAUUCCAACCAGUUGGGCUUCCUUGCCGUUGGUUGCUCUGAACUUGACGGCGAAUCGUGUCUCUGGGAGGAUCCCGAAGGAGCUUGGAAGUAUGACCGCAUUGGAAGUGCUGGAGGUAGAAGCAAACCAGCUUGAAGGGCAGCUUCCUCCAGAACUGGGCAACUUAGCCAGCUUGAGAAGACUGGUUCUAAAUUCAAACAAGUUCACAGGAGAGUUUCCAUCUGCAUUAGCUAACUUGAUGAACAUGAAUGCCUUCUAUGUCAGUGGGAGCAACUUCACUGGGAAGAUUCCUGAUUUCAUUAGCAAAUGGACUCAGCUUCAGUUCAUAAUGAUAAUGGGCACAAGUAUGGAAGGGCCUAUACCUUCUAGCUUAUCAUCCUUGAAGAAUCUGAAGCACCUGAUAAUUAGUGACCUAAGUGGGCCGGGCUCGAGUUUCCCACCUUUGCAGAAUAUGAAAAGUUUGACAAGAUUGAUACUAAGAAAUUGUUCGAUUUCUGGCGAAAUUCCUUCAUAUAUUGGAGGCUUACCAGGGCUGAGAAUCCUGGACCUCUCAUUCAAUAACUUAACAGGACAAAUUCCGCCAUCUUUUUCCAGCUUUACGUCUUUAAGCCUGCAGUACAUGUUCCUACGCAACAACCAACUAACUGGACCAAUCCCUGAGUGGGUCUAUAAAGUCAAUAAAAAUUUGGAUUUGUCAGAAAACAAUUUCACAGGAGCAACUUCAUCAACAAUUUGCCCACAACAAAAUUUGAACCUGGUCUCCAGCUUCUCUUCCACGGAUGACAGUUCAGUUCCUGCGUGCUUGAGAAAGGACUACCCCUGUUCUGACUUGGAAAAGUACUCUUCUUUGUUCAUAAAUUGUGGGGGGACCCAGCUUGUUGUCAAUGGAACCACAUAUGAAGCAGACAUCGAACCAAGUGGGGAAUCAACAUACUACCACAGUGCAGGAGGAAAUUGGGCUAUGACCAGCACUGGUGUAUUCAUGGAUACUGUUACAGCUGGCCCAUUCCUAGUAGCUAACAAAAGUAGAUUGUUAAUGAGUAAUCCAACAUUAUAUAUGACAGCACGUGUUGCUCCAAUCAUGUUGACAUAUUAUGGCCUAUGCAUGCAGAAAGGGGACUACACUGUCCAACUUCAUUUUUCUGAGAUAAUCUUCACCAAUGACCAAACUUUUAGCAGUUUGGGGGAACGAGUUUUUGAUGUGUUCAUCCAGCAUGAAAAAGUAUUAAAGGAUUUCAAUAUUGCAAGAGAAAAUGGUGGAACACAAAAGGAAGUCAUUAAGAGCUUCAAUGCAAGUGUGACAGAAGGCACUCUCCAGAUCAGUCUCUACUGGGGUGGGAAAGGGACUCUUGCAAUUCCAUCUAGAGGAAACUACGGGCCCCUGAUUUCAGCCAUUUCAGUAUACCCCAAUUUCAAGCCCAAAGACUAUGAUAAAGAUGAGGCUCUCACGGCAAUAAUCAUUGCAAUCGUCAUUGUUGUUUGCCUGAUCGUCGUAGUUUUGGUCAUCCUUCGGGCAAAAUGCUGUCGUGGAGAUGAAACAACUCUAGAUAAAGAACUUAAAGACCUGGACAAGCAAAAUGGCUAUUUCAGCCUUCAUGAGAUAAAAGAGGCUACAAAGGAUUUUCAUCCUGAAAACAAGAUUGGGCAUGGUAGUUCUGGGCCAGUUUAUAAGGGAAUUAUGCGGGAUGGGACACAGAUUGCUGUUAAGCAGCUCUCAUCCAUAUCAAGACAAGGAAAUCGAGAAUUCUUGAAUGAGAUAGGAAUGGUAUCAGCUCUGCAGCACCCAAAUCUUGUGAAGCUUUUUGGUUAUUGCAUUCAAGGAAAUGAGUUGAUGCUAAUCUAUGAAUACAUGGAAAACAACUCGCUUUCACGUGCUCUGUUUGGUUCAUCGGAGCAUCGGUCGAAACUGGACUGGCCGACUAGGUGUAAAAUUUGCAUCGGGGUUGCAAAGGGCCUGGCAUAUCUUCAUGAAGAGUCCCCAUUGAAGGUCAUCCAUAGAGAUAUCAAGGCGAUGAAUAUACUUCUAGACAAGGAUCUAAAUGCAAAAAUUUCCGACUUCGGUCUAGCAAAACUCGAUGAAGGGGACAAGUCACAUAUUAGUACUCACAUAGUAGGGACCACGGGAUACAUUGCUCCAGAGUAUGCAAUUAAGGGACAGUUAUCAUACAAGGCAGAUGUUUUCAGCUACGGAGUGGUUGUACUGGAGGUUGUGAGCGGAGAGAGCAACACAUAUGCCUCGCCAAGGGAGGAAUUUCCCUUCCUUUUGGACUGGGCUUAUGAUUUACAAGAGAAGAGGUGUCUCCUGGAACUGGCGGACCCAUGCUUAGGGCCAGAUUUCUCAGAGGCAGAGGCAUUGAAAAUGCUCAACAUAGCUCUUCUUUGCACCAACAGCAAUCCCUCACUCAGGCCAACAAUGUCUUCUGUUGUUGAUAUGCUCGAAGGCCGAACUGCAGUUUGCGAAACUCCUGACCCGAGUAGCUCCUCCUCAAAUGGAGCCGUACUUGGCCGUGUUUGGCGUUCCGGUGGUCUCUCACAAGAUGAAAUAACUCAGGAUGGGUUUGCAGCUGAAACCCUGCAAGUUAGUGAGUGGAGAACGUGGCCACACUCAAAUUCAGUUUGCACCACAGAGGAACAGAGUGUUCUGUCACAAAGGCCUCUAACCAUGUGAAGUUUGUAAAGUGAAUAACAGUUAACAGGCUAAGAGGAUGGAAUGUAAUUGGUCAUGCAGUAUCAGUUUUCUUAAUGCAAUAGCUAGCUAUUACUUCA